This is a messenger RNA of Oryzias melastigma (Indian medaka), 2870 nucleotides long. It is a transcript of the gene desi1a, whose product is annotated as desumoylating isopeptidase 1a. Lineage: Eukaryota; Metazoa; Chordata; Actinopteri; Beloniformes; Adrianichthyidae. Gene Ontology annotation, molecular function: peptidase activity. Bases 126 to 629 code for a protein of 167 amino acids. The record is from RefSeq and is a predicted model, not a curated record. The transcript is spliced from 6 exons. Gene Ontology annotation, biological process: protein modification by small protein removal.
CCACGUAUAUAGGCGUGAUGACAUCAUCCCGCUGUGCAUUUCUUCUGUGGUAAACGAAUUUACCGGCUAGCUUGUAUUUAGAAAAGAAAAGAACACAAAAAUACUCCUUACGGCGAACUUAAAUAAUGGAUAACACAACGCGACACAACAUUCAGCUCUACAUUUAUGAUCUUUCAAGAGGAAUGGCUCGCAAUUUGAGCCCCAUCAUGUUAGGUAAACAGCUGGACGGCAUAUGGCACACAGCUAUUGUGGCAUAUGGAGAGGAGUUUUUCUUUGGAGGCGAGGGGAUCUCCAGCUGCCCACCGGGUGGCACCAUGCUGGGACCCCCUGACACGGUGGUGGAUCUGGGAGAAACUGAAGUGACAGAGGAGAUCUUCAUGGAAUACCUUUCCUCUCUAGGAGAAAGCACAUACAGAGGUGACCGGUAUCGGCUGUUCGAGCACAACUGCAACACUUUCUCCAACGAGGUGGCUCAGUUUCUGACUGGCAGGAACAUCCCGUCCUACAUCACCGACCUUCCGUCUGAGGUCCUCUCCACGCCGUUCGGGCAGAUGCUGCGGCCCAUCCUCGACUCCAUCCACAUCGCCCCCCCGGGAGGUCAUGUCAUCAACGGGGGAAGGAACAUGUAAACCGACCAAGCAGAACCCUCCUUCCCCAGGUCACUUUCAUUGUAGUCAGAGUAAAAAGACUUAACAUUUAUUCUUCACGUGAGCCAUUAACCUCAAACGGACAGAUCCUGACCUCCGACAGAAGUGCUGCCCUUCACUGCAAUAAACUGCAACACCCAGUCACGUAUUUGGAAGUUAAAAUAAAGUGUAUUUAUCAAUGUAUUGUUUAUACUAAAGCAGCAUUAAGGUCUUUGAAGUUAAGUUCUUAAAGAAAAAAAAUGAAGCUUAACUUAAUUUAGAGCUCAAGUUCUAAAUUAAGUUCUAAAACCAGCGUACCUCCUGCACAUGAGUGCGUCCAGCCAUUGACAGUUCGUAGUGAAGAACAUAUUGCUUCUUAAGUUUUGUUUGUUCAAAUUUAAUAUAAAGCUAUUUAAAUCUCUUUGAGAGUAAGAACAGGAUAAAAAUCUUAGUAUAUAUUUUUUAUUCAUAUUUUUUUCUGAAAUGUCAUUGAUUUGUCCCAUUUUCCCAAUCACACUUUUAACUGACUGCAGUGGAUUUAUUCGACCUUAGUGGGAAAAUGUUUACCGUAAUCAUUAUCAGCGGGUUGAGGAGUUGGUCUUUUAAACGUUAAGCAUGUCUGUUUUGCAUCUUUUAUAUGAUCUUUAUUGAUAGCCUUUACCUUGUUUCUUUUCAGUUCAUUGCACCUUUUAAUCUUUUUUUUUUCUAUUUGUGAUUAUUGUGUUGACUAUUUAUGUUGCAAUUCCCCAUUUUUAACAUAAAUGACCCCCAAGACUGAGUCAGCAAAUCUCAAAAAUCCACUACAAAAAUCAACAAUUUGUGUAAUAUAAAAAAAAGAAAACCAUAUAUAUGUAUACUGUAUAUGUAAUGUGUCAGUACAGCGUAUAUAUCUAUAUAGGGUGUUCCCCUGGGUAUUCCCGUUUCUUAAUUCGCGGUUCCACGUACUCGCAGAUUUUUUUUCAGUAAUGUGACUUUUUCCAGUUCGUCACAAAAACUCAAGACGCUUGUAUUACAUUUUUUCCAAAGGAGGUGCUGCAGUGCUGAGUUGUAUCUCCGCACCGCAGCCAAAAAAAAAUCCUGAUAUAAGAAGAUAAUUGUGGAGUAUAAUUAUCAUCAGCAGGUGUUUAUUAUUUGAUGAUGGUUUUAAGGCACAGAGAGACAGUGACACCCCUUAUCUGUGUCAUUAAAUGCACUGCGUUUCUGAAUUAAGAAAAAACUCUUUACAUUGAGCAAUACUCCAAUGUUCUUUAAUAAAUGUUUUUAAAGAAGUUUUUUUGAUGAGUAAGGAUUGGUAGCGAACAUUCUUCGGGGGAGGGGUUCUCUCUGUCCGCGGACUUGUGGAUGUCUCCGGUCCCUAAUCCCUGCGAAUAACAGGGGAAUACUCUAUACACACAUAUAUAUAGAACAUAUACAUAUAUAUGUUUUUCUUUAAACUAACAAAAUAUUUUCAUUAAAACUGAUUCUAAGUCUUCAUAAUUUAGCAUUUUACUUACUCCAAAUAUUCACAUUUCUAGGGUUCUAUGAACGUAUUGUUGAGUCUUAUAACUCACCAGAGCGUGUUUGGAAGACUUACACCUCUGUGCCUUCACUCCCCCUCUGCUUAGCCACAGGAUAAUUCCAGCUGUCAUGUAUAACGAUGGCAUGGUGCAAGACCAAAAUGGGUCAAAACGUAACUCACGGUGCACUCGGAGGGUCACACCUCUGAGCUGAGACUUCGUAAAGGUGCAGAAACAUUCCGGUAUAUAGCUCCAUAGCCUGUAAUCUCUGUGCUUUAGUUCUACCAGUUUAAAGCUGUCAAUCUUAUUUUUUAUUUUUAUUUAAAUGAAUCCCAAAUGAGCUCCACUGAAUUUGAAAUAUGGAUAACAUUAAGAUUUAUCCAGCAUUUAAUUUUGUGCAAUAAAGAGGACAAUCUGCACAUGUCCACUUUAUUUAACACUUUAGUUUUGACUUAAAAAGAGAAACAAAUGUAAUUUUUCCCACUUUGAAGAGACUGAACUCUAAGUUUUGAAAAUUUGAUUUCAAACCCGACCACUGAAAUGUAGUUCUGAACUCGUCCGCUGUUGCUUCUACGUGAUUUUGCCGCUGGCUGUAACGUGAACGUGCAAAUUAUAUGAUAUAAGAUAGUUGUGGAUUUCAUUUUCUUUCUUAGUUGGUAAAACAACCCUUAAGUAUAUUUAUGCACAUUGUUUUCCUUGUUCAUUUGUUUUUGUAAAUCUACAUUAAAGCCAUCGACUGCAAAAAUGA